Molecule: messenger RNA, 1563 nt
Organism: Theobroma cacao (cacao)
Lineage: Eukaryota; Viridiplantae; Streptophyta; Magnoliopsida; Malvales; Malvaceae
Product: protein PSK SIMULATOR 1-like
Biological process (GO): positive regulation of growth
Source: RefSeq, a predicted model, not a curated record
AUGAUUGCGGCGUCCAUGGCAUGGCUCAGUGCAGGGGUAGAUAAAGCCAGCUCCGGUUCCAAAAAGUGCUCUAUUUUCCGUCAGGAGAAUUCUUCUUCUUCUUCUCCCACGCUUGAAAUCUUAGCCUUCGAGACGGCCAAAACCAUGUCCCGCCUCGUCGCCCUGUAUAGGUCUCUGUCUGACGAUGAGGUCUGCAAACUCCGGACAGGAACCAUGAAAUCCCCUGGCGUUGCGUAUUUGAACUCGACAGAUGAGAGCUAUCUUCUUGGCCUUGCCUGUAAAGAGAAGCUCGAGGAUCUCAAUCAGGCUGCCGCCAUAAUUUCACGUCUGGCUAAGAAAUGCAUCGAUCAGGAACUUAACAGGUUUGAAAUCGCCUACCACAACAUCAAACAGGGAAUUAUUGAUGUCAGCAAGAUUGAUUAUAACUCCAGAAACGUUGGAAAGAUCAUUGACAAGAUGGAGAAAUGCGCGAACGCAACAUCUGUUCUGUACGCAUCUUUGAUAGGCCUCAACGAAUUAGAAUUGUCAGAGAAAAAAAUGCAGAAGUGGAAGAUAAACGCCUGCCCCAAAAAAUCAUCAGAAAAGACCAACAUUGACUACUUCAACGAGAAAAUCUCUUUCCAGAGGAAACAGGUUCGACAUUUCAGACAGAUUUCCCUUUGGAACCAAACAUUUGAUAAGAGCGUUGGGUUAAUGGCUCGGAUCGUCUGCGUUGUUUACACCAGAAUAUGCACCAUUUUUGAACCCUUUGUUCCAAGCCUGCCUCGCACCACCAGGAACAGACAUUUUCAAACGCGCCUCUAUGUUUCGAACCCGAAACCUUUGCACAUGAAGGUUUAUCCAGAGGCCAAUUAUUGCCUCCUUCUAAAUAAAGAUAAGUACAUGAUGAAACAAGCCUCCAAAUCAGGUCCAAUCAUGAAAACUCCCAGGAUCAAACCAGGUACCACCCGUUUCCACAGCGGCGAACUAUCUCCUAAAGAGAAAGGCUUAGGUUUCCGAAUUUCAGCUGUCACCAUAACCGAUAGAGUCACCACCAAAAUCAACAAUGAGGAGAAUAACAGAAGAAACCAAAGGCUGAUACAAUUGCCUCCACCCAACACUGUAGGAGCAGCAGGGCUUGCCGUUCGUUACGCAAACGUAAUCAUCAUGGCAGAGAGCUACUUCUACUCAGCGACAACCAUCAGCGACGAAGCACGGGAGCAGAUGUUCGAGAUGUUACCGAUGAGCCUGAAACACACGCUGAGAGGGAAGCUGAAAAGCCAUUGGUGCAGGGAUGCUGAGGAGCGAGAUGGGCAACAUGGUUUGGCGGAAGGGUGGAAAGAUGCCUUGGAGGAUAUAAUAGGAUGGUUGGCUCCAAUGGCGCAUGACACGUUGAGGUGGCAGCAAGAAAGGAAUUUGGAGCAACAAAGCCUAGACGCGAAGCCCACCGUUUUAUUGUUGCAGACAUUACAUUUCUCGGAUUUGGAGAAAACGGAGGCUGCGAUUGUGGAGGUUUUGGUGGGAUUGAGUUGUAUAUAUAGAUACGAGAACCGGCGGGAGAGGGGUGCUAACGGUGGUAGAUGA